Penicillium pulvis is the source of this 1149-nucleotide messenger RNA. RefSeq lists its product as uncharacterized. The transcript has a single exon. Bases 1 to 1149 code for a protein of 382 amino acids. The record is from RefSeq and is a predicted model, not a curated record. Lineage: Eukaryota; Fungi; Ascomycota; Eurotiomycetes; Eurotiales; Aspergillaceae.
AUGACUCGCUUCGACAAAAUCAUCCAGAAUCUAGCCAAAAUACCAGACGAGUUGGCAUUCGAGAUCAUCAAUGACCUCAGUGUCUGGGAUGUCAUGAAGCUGCUGGUUGCAAAUGGCCCGCGAGUCAAUGCUUUGCUUUUGGCCCAUAAAGAAUGCAAAUUCCUGGGCAACGAUGCAGAAACACAAGCCAAAACUCGAGAGCAGAUCAAAAUUUACCUGGAUCUCGAAACAAACAUUCCAAUGCUUCAUUACCGCCCCGACCACAUGGGUUGGAUGUAUACAACGUCAAUUCGCUAUAUAAAUCAUUGGUGCCGAUGGAAAGACUGGCCCGACCUGACAUCCACUAUGCACGUCUAUAUCUAUGAGACACUUCACAAUUGGCCAAAGCUGGAUCUAAAUCGAUACGCGGUGAUACCAAUUCCAGCAAUUGAUGUCUUCUCAUCGCUUGAGCAGUUUACGGAGCGUGGGCAGGCUCUCCAGCUAGCAAAAACAAAUUUGGAGGAUCAAUGCACCUCUCAGCUUCAGCGAGCCGCGACUCUUUUGGAAGACAAUCCGGAUAUCUUGAAGAGAACUUUAGAUCCAGAGCAGAAGCGUCGUCCGAAUACUGAGCACAUAGUAUCUCGACUGAGGUAUGAUGCGACUCGAUUUUUUCGGGCACACAAAAGCCACCCAUUCGCCAACAUGGAGUUCUUCCGUUAUGAGUUCUUUCCUCUAAUCCCAUUCGAUGAGGCGCUGGUGAAGCUUCUCGACUGGAUUGAAGAGUUUGAGAUUGGGACUGGUGAUCAACUGUAUAAUUCUGAAUCCCGACAUUCUCCAUCUAUUUUGAAGGCCGCUCGGAUCGUGGUGGAUGGAAUGCCGGUUUUCUAUAACUCGUUUCCUGUGGGUCGUGCCGAUUCGGGUAGACGAGUCACCACCAACGAAAAAGGCGAAUUCCUUCGCACAGUGAAGACACCUUGGUCUCAAAAACCUACCAGCUGGCUUCAGGAGGUGGAUAUGCCAUCUUUCGCGCCACAUAAGCUGGGAAGAACCGCGAUGUACAGACGCAAUGCAGGAUUGGAGCCUUGUGAUAAAGAGGAGGAGCGAUGGUUGGUGUCUUUUAUUGAUCUUUAUCGAUACUUGGAGGCUUUAAAGAGCUCAAAAGUCAACUGA